Molecule: messenger RNA, 820 nt
Organism: Strongylocentrotus purpuratus (purple sea urchin)
Lineage: Eukaryota; Metazoa; Echinodermata; Echinoidea; Camarodonta; Strongylocentrotidae
Product: carbonyl reductase [NADPH] 1-like
Exons: 4
Coding region: 240-809 (189 amino acids)
Molecular function (GO): carbonyl reductase (NADPH) activity
Source: RefSeq, a predicted model, not a curated record
AUCGCAUGUAUGUAUGUAUUUACUUUGCGAGCGAAGCCUUUUGUCGAGACUACAGUACGUCAGACUUGACAAACAUUGCAAUGCCAUUGAUCUGGAUAUAUAGUUCAUGACAUGUCAAUGGUACGUUGAAAGCACGUGUAGACUGCUCAUGCAUGUACAGCUGUAGUAUAUACCCAGUGAUAUACAUAACACCGUUUAACCAGUCCAUUCCAACUCCCCCUUGUUUAACCAUUUGAUUGAUGUCUAAUGCUGUAGGAGCGAUUGCUACACGAGACAACAUGUCGGUACGAGUGGCAGUGGUGACAGGCGCAAACAAGGGUAUUGGUCUGGAGAUCGUUCGAGCUCUAUGCCGCCAUUUUGGACAAGAUGGCGUGGUUUACUUGACUGCACGCAAUGAAGGGCGUGGUCGAGCCGCUGUUGAGCUCCUCCAGAAAGAGGGACUCGAUCCCAAGUUUCAUCUUCUUGACGUCACUGAUCAAGCAAGCAUUGAUACGAUUCGGAAUCAUCUGGAAAAGGAACAUGGUGGAAUUGAUGUUCUAGUCAACAAUGCUGGUAUUGGUACAUCGAAAGACAACAGUUCGUUUUAUGAGAAGCAAUUCCGCGUCAUGGAAGCAAAUUUCUUUGGACUUCUAUCCGUCUGCCGGAGUCUCACUCCUCUGGUGAGGUCAGGUGGAAGGAUUGUAAAUGUAGCCAGCACGACAGGAUAUAUGGUGUUUAGAGAGCAAUUAACUGAAGAAAUUAGGAACAGAUUUCGACAAGUUAAGGAAGAGCAGGACGUUGUGAACCUCAUGAAUGAAUUUCUUGAGUAAGUAGAAUUGAA